AUUUUAUGUUAGAUUUCUUCAUAAAAACUCCUUUUAACUAAAAUCGUACAAUUUAUGAAUAUUAUUACGUAAAAGGAGGCUGUAUUUUAUUCGUUCUAGACUGUGUCGAAAACUGUUUGAUAAAAUGCAUUUGGAAGUGCCUGUGUUUAAAAGGUUUUGUUUUUGUUUACCAUUGCGGCAUGGUCUGAUUGUAUGGGGAUAUCUUAGACUGGUCCUAUCCGCACUGACAAUAGUUGCUGUUGAACAAUGUUUUUCUUCAAUGUUAUCACAAGCGAAGACAGAAGAUGGUGUAAAGUACACCAUUUACACAGUUCUUCUAGGAGUACUCCUAAUAUUCAUUCUAGCUGACAUCUUAAUGAAUAUUGUCUUCGUUAUUGGUGGUCACAGGAUUCUAGACUUGAUCCUGGUAGUGGCUCUGAUAUCCAGCUUCAUAGAAAUGCUGCGGAUGGUUCAGACUCGGUCCUACCAUGUAGGCAACCUGGUCAUCAUCAGCCUUAUCAUAGUGCUGGGUAUCGCAGACUUUAUCCUGACUCUUGUGUUCGUUAUUGGGGGGCAAAAGAAAAACGUGAAACUGCUAAAAACGUGCUACAUAUACAACUUGGUGCUGUGGGUGCUGCUAAUCAUCUUGGGAGUCUCCGUAUCAAUUUACUCCGCGUACCUGAUGUACGAGUACAACAUGUCGUUCCUCGACCAUAUCUUCUUCAUCCUCACUGACGUUUUCACUUACCUUUCUCAAACAUUGGUACAAGGAUACUUCCUGUUACUCUUAAGAAGUGAAAUAAUUAAGCUGGAGAACAAUAGUGAAUUCCAGUUUGUAAACAACGCAGCCGAGUCUGAAUGUAGGAUGAACUGGGCACAAGAUGGCGUUACUAGCGCGCAAGAGGAAGAAACUCAAGAAAUACACAAGUUCUAG
Molecule: messenger RNA, 913 nt
Organism: Spodoptera exigua (beet armyworm)
Lineage: Eukaryota; Metazoa; Arthropoda; Insecta; Lepidoptera; Noctuidae
Source: the annotation of a GenBank genome assembly